UAAGACGUCAAUCCUGCUGCUCAUCCUUCUCUUCAGUAUCGUAUUUGCAUAGUAGUAAGUCCAAAUUACCGAGUUUAACACAUCAUCACUCAAGCACGCAAGUCGGCCAUCUUUCACAAGGACGUCAAUGUCGGGUUGUCGAUAUCAUAGCUCCGAAGUUCUUCGUCCGUACGUAGUCAUCGCGUCAGCGCCAAGAGGGACAUCACCUUUGAUAAAUAUACAAUCACUUCCUAGCUUCAACUUCGACUUCUACCUGUUGUGAUCAUAGCAUUGUAGGCCUGUAAUACGGCUAAUCUGCGUAGUUAUUUACAAUGGUGCAUAUCAAGGCAAUUAGGGCUGCUAAUGCCGAGUUGAAGAGCUUGGGUCCUGGCCUUGUUGCUGUCUUCGUUGGCGGUACGUCUGGAAUAGGCGAAACCACGGCUCGUGAAUUCGUUCGCCAGACAGACUCUCCGCGAGUCUACCUAAUCGGCCGAAACCAGACCCAGGGCACGAAUCUGAUCUCCGAAUUCAAGACCAUCAAUACCAAAGCCACCGUAAACUUCAUUCAGGCCGACGUAUCACUUCUCAAAAACGUCGACGCCGCCUGCGCCGAGGUUACGUCGCAAGAGUCACACCUGAACCUCCUCUUCCUCAGCCCCGGUCUCCUUACCAUGCGCGGCCGCACCGAGACCGCCGAAGGUCUGGACGCAAAAUUCGCCCUGCACUACUACGCCCGCCUGCGGUUCGUCACGAAUCUGUUACCGCUACUUCAGAGUGCCCCAGAGCCACAGAAACUCUCUCGUGUCAUCUCCGUGCUCGCCGCCGGCCUCGAAACAUCCCUCAACAUGGCCGAUCUCCAGCUCAAAAACGCCUACACGCUGAAGGCAUGCGCCGACCACGCGACCACCAUGACAUCACUCUCUCUCCGCCGUCUCGCUCGACAGUACCCAACGACGAGUUUUAUCCACUCUGCGCCCGGAGGUGUGAGGACGAAUAUUGCACGUGACAUGAACCCCUUAAUGCGACUGGGCAUGAAUCUGGUUACUCGCCUGCCUCUUCCGAUGAUUGUCAGCCUGCGAGAUAGUGGGGAUAGACACUUGUAUGCCGCCACAAAUGCAGCAUUCAAGGCGGAUGGCAAGGCGCACCUAAUUGGUUGGAGUAAUGAACCAAGUGCGAACGAGACUGUGCUCCAAGAGCAAGAGGGAUCUGGGAUAAGUGAGGAGGUGUGGAAGCAUACAGAAGAAGUCUUUGAGAAGGUGCAGAAUGAGGGAAAAUAUGAUUCGUGACACUCGAUGGUUCUCUCUGCUUUCAUUUGUCUGCAAGCUACGUUGGUGUUUGAAGACAUACGAGUUUCGUUACUAUUUCGAAAAGGCGUAGAUGUAUCAUUCAUAUCAUGGACAUGACUAUAUGCAACGAACAAUAUUGGGUAUCAUAUCAAACUCACACACGGAAUGU
This is a messenger RNA of Pseudovirgaria hyperparasitica, 1434 nucleotides long. Its product is annotated as short-chain dehydrogenase/reductase. NCBI's taxonomy places the organism in Eukaryota, Fungi, Ascomycota, Dothideomycetes, Acrospermales, Acrospermaceae. The transcript is spliced from 2 exons. The coding region runs from base 312 to 1265 and encodes 317 amino acids. The record is from RefSeq and is a predicted model, not a curated record. Gene Ontology annotation, biological process: secondary metabolic process.